This is a messenger RNA of Phaeoacremonium minimum UCRPA7, 1308 nucleotides long. RefSeq names its product putative translation initiation protein sua5 protein. Gene Ontology annotation, cellular component: cytoplasm. The record is from RefSeq and is a predicted model, not a curated record. Gene Ontology annotation, molecular function: tRNA binding; double-stranded RNA binding; nucleotidyltransferase activity. Gene Ontology annotation, biological process: regulation of translational fidelity. The transcript has a single exon. NCBI's taxonomy places the organism in Eukaryota, Fungi, Ascomycota, Sordariomycetes, Togniniales, Togniniaceae. The coding region runs from base 1 to 1308 and encodes 435 amino acids.
AUGAAAACGCGAAUACUCCGGGUCCAGAACGGACAGUCGCUAGGCCAGAGUAAUGGAAGUAGGGCAGGAACGCAGCUGGAAUCAUGGUCGAUCCCGACAGACUCGGAGCAGGACCUCGCCCCCAUUCGCGAGGCAGCGCAAUAUCUCCGGAGCAGUGACGUGCCGGUUGCAUUCCCAACGGAGACAGUGUAUGGCCUCGGUGCAGAUGCCACAAGGAGCGGAGCGGUCAAGGGGAUCUAUGCCACCAAGCGGCGGCCGGCGGACAACCCGCUGAUCGUGCACGUUUGUGACCUGCAGAUGCUGAGGAGGUUGCUCGUCCCGGCUGAUGCAAACGGGGCCGGAGGGGAAAAUGCAGUAAAUGGAUCAUCCCAGGACCCUAUUCCAAGCAUAUACAAGCCCGUCAUCGAGAGGUUCUGGCCAGGCCCUCUCACGAUCCUGAUGCCGAAUCCGCAGCCUUCACACCUGGCACCGGAAGUCACGGCCGGCUUGAAGACGUUCGGAGCUAGAAUGCCAGCCACGCCGCUGGCGAGGACCCUGAUCAAGUUGGUCGAUGCGCCGCUGGCAGCGCCGUCCGCCAACGCCUCUACAAAGCCGUCACCCACUGCUGCGUGGCACGUGAAUGAGGAUCUGGACGGGAGGAUAGAGCUCAUCCUGGACGGCGGGUCCUGCCCGGUUGGAGUGGAGAGCACAGUCGUUGAUGGUCUCUGUGAUCCACCUGUUGUGCUACGGCCAGGAGGAGUCAGCCUCGAGGAGCUACGAAGUUGUCCUGGCUGGGAGCACGUGGAGAAUGCAUAUAAGGAUCACAGCGAGACUGGCAAGGCAGCGCCGCGAGCACCGGGCAUGAAGUACAAACACUACAGCCCCAAGGCCAAGGUCGUACUUUAUGAAGCACCUCCCAAAGCAGGCAGCAUUGAGGUACUCCAGGGAUACACGCAGGAUGGAGGCGUGGGCAAUAAGACUCGAGUUGGUUUUAUCAGAACACGUCGUUGGGCCGCCCCAGUUGAAGCAGACAAAGCGGAAGCCACUGGUGCUAGCAACACAGUCACAGAGUCUAACCAGCAACGUCACGAUGGCGAAGAGGAUCUGUCAUAUGAGAUCCUAGAAAGCCAAGCUGAUGGCCACACAAUUCUAGACAUAGGACUAGGUCAGGAGAGCAAGAUGAUAGCUCAGGGGUUGUUCUCGGCAAUGCGGGAGCUAGACCGACGCGGAGCUGAUAUCAUCUUUGUAGAAGGAAUUGAAGAUAGGGACGACAUAGCAGCAGCGGUCAUGAACCGCCUGCGCAAGGCAGCGUCUGAGACUAGAGCGUAG